Strongylus vulgaris is the source of this 561-nucleotide messenger RNA. Lineage: Eukaryota; Metazoa; Nematoda; Chromadorea; Rhabditida; Strongylidae. The record is from the annotation of a GenBank genome assembly.
AUGAAAUUAUUUUUUGACAUUGACAACGUUUUAAAAAAUUUAUUUUGUGUUUUACUGCAUCCUGCUUCAGGAACAGCUUUGGAUGUGGUCCUCUAUUACAGCAUACGCUGUAACCCUCAAGCCGGAUAUUGCCUUUCAGUAGCGAACUGUAAGAAAAUAUGUUUUUUCUACAAGGGUGUAGUGAUUCAAUUUUUAGGCACUAUCAGCUCAGAUGAAGCCGGUUUCCAACCUUAUUCGAUCAUCGACCAAAGCGGAUGUUCUUUGGAACCUUCACUAUACGACAACGUUACGGUAAUCACAUUUGAUGGUAUAAAUAAAGUUACGUUACAACUAUUUGAUAUCGGCAGCAAUUCUUUGGAGCAACUAGUUGUUAACAAUCAUAAAAUGAGAGUAUCAAAGUAUGAAUCCAGCUUCACUGCUGGCAUUCGAAAUCCAUAUCCAGUACGCUUUCGAUCGUCUUCUGGGGCAGUGCUUCUUUAUUGUGUCACGACCUUGAUCCCAACCGAAAUGGACGGCGCCUGCCCCCGUUCGGAGUGCGCAAAUCACAACGCUGAUUCGUAA